Pygocentrus nattereri (red-bellied piranha) is the source of this 8308-nucleotide messenger RNA. It is a transcript of the gene cbarpb, whose product is annotated as CACN subunit beta associated regulatory protein b. The transcript has 10 exons. Gene Ontology annotation, molecular function: transmembrane transporter binding. Gene Ontology annotation, cellular component: secretory granule; plasma membrane. Gene Ontology annotation, biological process: negative regulation of calcium ion-dependent exocytosis; negative regulation of voltage-gated calcium channel activity. NCBI's taxonomy places the organism in Eukaryota, Metazoa, Chordata, Actinopteri, Characiformes, Serrasalmidae. Bases 711 to 3605 code for a protein of 964 amino acids. The record is from RefSeq and is a predicted model, not a curated record.
UCUGGUUAUGAUCAGAUUAUUGAGUGCAUGUUAGCACACUUAUUGAAAGAGGAGAGUCCCACACCAGCCAGAUGUCAUGUAUGUUUGUACUUACAUACAGUAUUAUUUAUACAAAGUAAAUUAAAAUGUUUGCAGUAAUACAUUGCAUGUAAAUUAUUACUCUUUAAUUGCUGAAUUACUCAGCAUUACUACUGAUACAAUUGACAGCAUAGCAGGUCUAAACUAAGAACUAUUUAAGAACUUUAUUUUUAAGAGUGUGCUUCAAGAAAUAUUCUUUUUCCUGGGCUAAAUAGCAGGUCCAAUAGUUAUCUCAUGUUGUGUAAUUAGAUGUAGAGCACUCUGUGUCCACAGGUCAUUAAGCUCCAAAAGGGAAUGUAUUGGCACUCAAAUUGCUUUUGUGAGCAUCCCUUAAAGAGAGGAAACCCACACCAGUAGGAUCUUACAAGUGUACAAAUGCACCUAAAAUUCAGUGUGUAGGUAGUAAAAUGAAAUGUUGCGCAUAAUUUCAAGGUCUGGUAAUCUGGUAUGCUGUUUGAUUAGACAGGGAGCAUUUUGCAUCUUAAAAAGGUAAUAAAUGAAGGGACCAUCAUUUUCUCAGAGCUAGAGAGCCUUCGGAUGAAGAGAGAUAGAGAAAGAGAGAUGGACAGAGUGCUAAUGUUGAGCUGUUAUGAGGCUCUACGACCAGGUGGGUGGGCAGAGGCUGACUGAGUAUGCAGCAGGAACUGAGGGUUUUGCAGCGAGACACACACGCAGAACGCUGCUCAACUUGCGUGCGCACACACACACACACACACACACUGACUUCAGGCAUCGUCUCAGCAUUGGCGGAUAGGGACGGCACACACAUUUCUCUGCAUGCUGCCUUUUCCCUGUUAUAUGAGUGGAGCUGCUUGGAAGUGUUCCUGCUGGCCUUAAAACAGCUGCACGCCUUUCUCAGGGGGACGCACUCGCUGGCCUGGACCAUGAGCAAUGAGUCUGCCGUCUGGAAAAACCUAACAGAAAGCCCCACAGAGCUCCCCCUGGAGCCCGGGGGGCAGGAUGGCUACGUCCUGCUGCUGGUCCUCUUGUCCAUCUUCCUUGGGGGGACGCUGGUCCUGCUGUCCGUCCUGCUGAUUGCCUGCCGCCGCUGCUGUGAGGGUGACCGGCGCUACACCCGGUUCAUUCUCUGCUUCAGAGCCAGUGAUGAUCCGGAGAAGACCACCGCCUCCUAUCUCGAGGAGUCUCAGCCUGUACAUGAAAUCACUAUCCGUGUGGAUGAGUCAGACUGUGUGUCAGCGGGCAGCUCCCACGACGCAGAGACCGAGCGCUUUCUGUCCACGGGGACCACGGGCCGCCGGGUCUCCUUCAACGAGGCUGCGCUCUUCGACCACAACAAGAAGACGCAGGAGAAAGGUCGAAGGUACACACUCACCGAGGGUGACUUUCAUCACCUGAAGAACGCCAGGCUCACCCACCUCCACCUCCCUCCCCCCGCCCUCAAGAUUGUCACCAUCCACGAGUGUGAGUCAUCGGAGAACAGCAUCGCCAUGACAACCCGCCCCGUCGCUAAAUCCAGCCUCUCCAUCUUCCAGCCUCCAAUCUGUCCACUGCCACAGACUGCCCUGGUCAGUCUGAGUAUUAGUCCCAGUUCAGCUCUGCCAGGGGACGCUCUCAACUCCACUGUGGAUACCAGCUUCUGUGAGAGCCCACCGGCUCCUGGCCCUCAGCCCCCAAGCCCUAGCCUGAUGGAAGUGAGAAGGCUCAGCCCGGUCAGCCGGCUGGAGGGAGCGUCCCUCUCAGCCACGGGCCUGUCCUCCUCUGGCGGUGCCCCUCAGGGUCCAGUGCUGCAGUUCUUCACCAAGCUGCGGCGCCACGCCAGCCUAGAGGGAGCCAGCCCAUACUUUAAAAUCAAAAGAUGGAAGUUUGACAGCAGCCAGAGAGCCUCCAGUCUGGACACCAGAGGAUCCCCCAAGCGAAGGCCAUUCCAGAGGCAGCGAGCAGCCAGCGAGAGCAUGGAUGAGGAGGAACACGGUGCCCACCACAUUGACCUUAUCCAGUACAUUGCGCGCACCAAGGACAUGGCCUACUGCCCGAGCAGGCCGGCGCCGCGCCUCCUUUCCCCCCCAUCCACACCCCCACCGUCCCUCGGCAGGUUAGAGGUGGAGGUGAUGGUGGAGCCAAGCUGCAGCAGAGCGAUGGGGCCUGGGGUGAUUGGCUUAAGUGCCGAGCCCCAAGAUGAGGCUCCUGGAAUGGGCUAUCGUCGGGAGAGUACAGAUACCCAGACCCUCUAUCGUGACAUCUGGACCCUGCGUGCGUCUCUGGAGCAGUACAUUUCCUCUGAUCAGAGCAGUAACAACGACAAAGACUCAGUGCACAGUGAUGCGGACAGUGUGUGUUCAGUAAGACUUAGGAUGGAGAGGGGUGGCCUGCCCAGAUACCCCUCUGAAGACACUGGGGAUGGGAUGGAGGGGGAGACAGAGUUGCCUGGGGAUGCUGGUUUAGAGAAACGAGGGAAGAGGGAUAGUGUGGAUUCGGAGAGGGGGAGCGAUGGAGAGUCAGGAACACGGAAGCUUCUGCAGAUGGAUAGUGGUUAUGCAUCUAUAGAAGCCCCGUCCCGUGGCCCUGAUGAGGUACGGCUGUUUCGGAGCAGCAGUGAGAGUAAGGACGGGUCGGCAGUGGAACGUCGACAUUUCUUCACCAGUUCAGGACACAGGGGAACUGUAUGUGAAAGCUUUGAGACGGACAUUUUUGAUGAAGAACUGGAAGAGGAACCUAUGGGAGCCAGCGGAGGUAGCGAUGGCUUGACAGAACUGGACGAGGGUGUUAUGGUUUGGUCACCGUAUGGCCAGAUGUUUACUCAGUCUGACACAACCCAGCCACGUGCCCCCGUUCUGUCUCGUCGGGACUACAGCAUAGAUGAGAAAACGGACGCGCUCUUCCAUGAGUUUCUGCGCCAUGAUCCCCAGUUUGACCAGCAGGAAUCGCCGGUGCGCUCCAAGCACCGUUCCCGUGUGCACCUGCGCAAGCAGUGGCAGCGCUCCAAGCAGUACAGUGACCCAGGCCAGCGCUUCCACUCCUCCUUUGACCGAUACCGCACUCCACUUCGCCGCGGAGAGACUGUCAACUACCCCCUGGAGAGUAGCUAUCACAGUACACUCCCCCGAAUUGUCAGCGCUCCGGAUGAGGAGAGCAGUGAGGGGGCAGCCAGCCUUCCUGAGACACCCAAGGCAGAUCAGAGCUCAGCAGCUGCCAGUGAGAAUGUUGCAGCUUUGAGGGACGACCACACAGGGGUCUCUUCCAGCACUGACACGAGUGGUGAUUUGAAGGGCAAGGUGGAAAUUGCAUCCUCAACAUCACUUCCCCUGUCUGAAAGCACUGUGGGACAACCAGAAGUCCCAGCAGAGGAAUCUGGGCAGAUGCGCCCACUGCUUGAUCCAGGUGAUGAACACCUGCCCCCACAGCUGACCGAAACAGGGUACGGCCCCCAGACCAUCACGACUGAGCUGAGUGAUAAGCUAGCCAUGAACCUUGAGGAGCGUCUGUACUCGGGCCUGCGCAGGACCAGGGAACAGCCAGAGUGCGCACUGACAGCCACUCAUGCCUCACCCGACCACAGCCCAGUGUAGCAUGUGGCUCCACUCAUCCCCACCAACUCUAUGCUUACAUCUACAGGGCUUCAGUGUCCAGGUUGGAUGGAUAUUACCCUUAAGUUCAGAGCACACUGACUCAACGUUCUCCAACAAACACCAACAAGCCAAAAUAUUAUGCCAUACUUUGGAUGAUUCUAGAACAGAAGUACUCAAUCCUGAUCCUGGAACUCUACCAGCCUGUAGAGUCCAGACCCAACACACCUAGCUCUAAUAUUCCAAUGCACCUGGGUUAGAUCAGGUAUAUUAGAUUAGGACUGAAGCUAAACUUUGCAGGGUGGUAGAUCUCUAGUUGUUUGGGAAUCCCUGCUCUAGAAUGUUAUUCUCUAUUCAUAGUUGUUCAUUUCUCUUGUCAGUUCAUGUAUUGGAACAGUAUCCUGCUGACUGCCAACAUAAGAAUGUUGGUGUUUGUUGGAGAAUGUUGGGUCAAUGUGCCAUGGCCUUUAAAUACUGAUUUGAGACCAGGUUGCUUGUCGCUUGAAGGUUAUAAUCAUGACAGGUCCCAGAUCAGCGUUUAUGGGAAAUUCUAUCCGAUUUCAUCUCCAAGGUUGAGUAAGUGGAGAUUAGGACCCUUACCUCACAUCUAACAUGACAUUUUUGAAUGGUAUUUCUAUUUGUUUGUAUUGCUUUAUUCAAGCUCCAUUUAGCUACGUGUUGAGCUCAAAAGCCAAUAUAUUCUCUGCACUAGGUACUCCACUGUGAAAUUGGGUGCUACUAGACUUCUGAUUAAUUAUAUGUUCUUCAGCAUUGAUUUGCCAUAUUACUGUAUAGUAUCUCAAUUUAAAUUCUUCCUCUUUUUGGACAGAAAUCUCUUGACCAAAAUUAAGUUUGUAUCAUUCAGUUCAGGCUACGCAUUCAUCUAAGUGCUUGCAUAUUUGUGUGUGUUUUUUUUUUAAUUAUGGCAAUGCUUUAUAUGCUUUAUCAUUCAAUCUUGUAGUUAGAGGAGCUGUCAGAACUUUUUCCUGUAGUUUUAUGAAAGUCAAUCUUAGUCUAUGGUACGAUGAGCACAAAUGAUGUAAGCGGAGAUCACACAUUAACGGGUAGCAAUGACUACAAACUGCGCACCAAAUGGUCGAGCGCCGCACUAAGGUUAUUUAUGAAAUAAGCUUCCCUUCGUUGAUGUCUUGAAUGUGAUAUAGAUGCAGUUCCUCCAUUGAUGCUCUCCUGACCUGGCUCUAGCUCAGAUACCUGUUUUGUCAAUCUAGCUGUAAAAUAAAGUAACUUCGGGUUAAUUUAACAUGACAAAAUGAGGUAUGUAUGUUGCACUACAAUGAUCCAUGUGUGACCUCUGCUGAGUAUGCACCUUCGUCACAGCUUCAGAAACCCCAGUAUUCUUCAGGAAGUGUCCUUGUCAUUUAAACAUGGUGUGGUUUGUCCUAAAACUGCUGAAAUAGGGGAAAACUGCCUUUUGUGGGAUCAGUGUUGUUCAUGACCAUGCUAUUUAUUUAUUAUCCUUUUAAUAUUCAGUGUUGAUGUACAUGUUUUUUUAAUGUUUAAUGUCUAAAAAUGAGAAUUGAUCUAGAGUUCAAGGUCAUAGACUGUUUGGUGCCAAAUAAGUCACGUAAGCUAAUCAACACAAUCAAAAAAUAAAAAUGUAUCAUUGUGGGAAACAUAUUCAUAACCUAGUUGGAGUGCACAAACACUGGCCUCUGUCAGGGUUUGAAUGAGGCCUCUGCUGUGUCCCCAGUGUCAUUUGUGUUCUAUUAGAUUUGAUGAGGGAGGCAUGCUGCUUCCUGCAUGCUUGUCACAGACCAACCGCUAUGUGUUCAUUAACAUUUGAUUUUUGUGUGAAUACAACAAAAGAGAAGUAUCCCCGGAGGGCAACAACUGCACAUCCGGCCUCUGGGAAAAAAAACCAAAAAAACAACAAAGGAGUCAUUUGUGAAGAGUCCCACGUACACACAUAACCCCAUGCGAGUGGAAGUUGCUACCAAUGCUAACAUUCAAGUCAACAGCAAUUAUCCAGUAGCCGGGAUUAAAGAUAGGAAUUCUUAUUCAGGGAUUCCUGGAGAGAGUAACUGCUGUUGGUAAAAGCCUUUUGUAGAUGUGUGCAGAGUAUGGGCCAGCUUCUUUGAUCAGGUUCAUGGACACAUGGACCUUCUCAGUUAGAGCAGAAUUCAGCUUUGUUUUGUCCUUUCCAAAUGUUCAGAACUCACGGGAGAGAGAAAGUAGAGAGAGAAGCCAUUAGGCCAUGUGGUAGCUAAGGGAGGUUAGGAAUUACAUAGACACAAAUGGAGCGUCAUAAGUGUGCUUUUAUGGCAUUUUUCCACCGGACAGUGUAGUGCAGCACAGUGUGGUUACUUUUUCGAACUAACUGUAUCUAGGUGAGGUUCUGUGGAGGUUAUGCUGUGAUCACUACUUCUAAUGCUAUUGUUAGAAUAUAUAAAUAUAUCCAUAAGUUGUUGAAAUUUGAGGUAAUUCAGAGUGAUCGGAUUUGAAAUAGGAAUGCAAACUUUCCGACUCAGUUUUCUUCACAGUGGUGGUGAUAGGAACAGGGGUCAUGGAGUCUACAACACAGACAUAGGCAUUUUAUUUACUAUCCAAAGGAACCAUUGAACCUGUAUGUGUCUUUUGUGGUUUUAGAAAUAAUGUUGAGAAUGAAAUAGAAAAAUAUGUUUUCUUUGGGGGCUAUUUUGUUUUACAACAGGCUUUUAAAAAAGUCGUUUUUAGGCCAAAUUUUUAUUGCAAACCUAUCGAAAAACAUCAGGAAGCAUAUCUGUAAUCUUUUUGUGAAAGGACUUUAUAUGAGGUAGCUUUUAGAGGCAUUAAACAAUUGAGACAUUUGGUUCCUAUCACCACCACUGUAAAGAGGAUUACUACACAGAUUACUACACUGAAUGACUUUACACUCUUAUUUAUCAAUUUAGUUAUGUACAAAUUUUGAAAGUCUGUGUAAUUCCUUCUAAUAAUGGGAUUGGUAAACACAGUGAAGAGUAGCAACAGUGGACAGGUUGCCUUUUACUCAGCAUUUGGCUUCAUGUAUAGCCACAAACAGUGAUUUGGGGUAAUGUUUUUUUUUGGCCAGGGUUACACUACACAACUUCUCAGUCUGGUGGAGUCUCAGCUACUUGGCUCUAGUCUGAAGAUUUUUGGCUGAGAGUCGACCAUAGUCUGUGAAGGGCGCAGACUCAGAUUUGUGGCCUCCCAAUCGUGUUUUAGACCACUUGGAGUUUGUCAAACAUGUUUUUUCAACUUGACUCUGAUUGGACUCCUGCACGAGCCAAUGAAAACUGAGAGCAUGAAAGAAGGCCCUCACUUAAACAUGUUUACCCACUGCUUACUGCGUCUGCGCGAACAGCAGUGAAAACGGACGCUUCAUGUUUGUUUAUUUGCGUCUCCUGGUAACAGGAGAGCGCGAGAGUUAAUGUGGUUUUUGCGUGAGCUCUUGCAAGUUCCGUUCAGUUCAGCAGCAGCUUAAAAGUUGUGUAGUUUUUGAUCCCUAAUCAUUUAGUGUGGGAAUAUUUUACUUGUCCAAAAAAAGCCAGUCGUAUAGUGCGAGAUGUCCAGUCUUCCUAUAACCUGUUAAGACCUAUAAUCGGUCGUAUCAUGAACCCAACUCUUUAGACUCGAGUCAGACUGAUUCUUUAAUGGUCGCAUUUGACCAAUCAGUGGUCUAGUGGUCACACAAGAUUACAGAUUUUUAACCAUACCAUGCCGUACUGGCCGCUGGAAAAGCACAAGUGAGAGAGAAAGAGAGAUGUUAGUAUAGAGAGGUAUAGAGAGCUUCAUGUUCCUCAGCUGCCAAUGUAUAGUGAUUGGGAUGAAUCCUAUGAGAGGUACAGCCUCCUUUAAGCAUGUUUAAAAGCAUUAAAAGCAUCUCCUACCUGUCUGUCCUGCAGCUUCCACCGUAUCUCUUUACAUCAUGUUGUAUGGCUGAAUUCGCUGGAUUCCUUUUCAGUUCCUGACAGCACAGAUCCGAACACUUGCUGUUUGAUAAAUUCCACAAUAACAAUAACAAUGUCAAUAACAACCGUGCAAGGCCAGGUACAUUUGUACAGAGCGCAAUUCUGAAAUGUAUACAAGCACAAUAGUGUCCCAUAGCAGGCUCUAGAGUAGUCUAUGUCUUCUCUUUAGCUAUAGACUCUAAAGGGGAUACACGAGUGAUCUGUUUUGUGCGCUAUUAAGUAGCCUGUCUAAUGCAUUGAUGCAUUACUGUGCAUAGUUUUGCAUGAGAUGAAACCGUUUUAGUAAGAUAUCUAUUUCAGAUCUAAAGUUCAGUACCAAAUUAGAAGCUACAUAUUGGAUGCUUAUUUGUUUAAAGCGUUAAAUAAAUAGAAAGCAGAAUGAUAUUCGUACUGAGAUAGUUUUUACGUAUUUUACGGAGUAUUUAUUUUAGGGGUACGCCUUGCUGAUUGAUGAGAUUUUUGCUAAGAUUAUGUCCAUGGCAGAAAAAAGAUAUAUAUUUCUUUUUGCUAGUAUAUUUCCACAAGAAAAAAAUUCUUUUGCUAGCUAUAUUUCCAUGUAGAAAAAAAAUAUUUCUGUAUAAUUGCUUGAUAUUUCAGUGGCUCAGUUUACAGAGGGAAAAUGGCAGAAAGAUCGAAUAAAAGUUUGGAGAACAAUUGUCAAUUUUUGUUUACCUCGAUCUGUUUACUCUGGAUCUUUUAAGCCUUGAGGGACCAACCAAUGUAAAUGUUUAUUUUGGGUUCAUGUUUUCCAACUAGCCAAUAAAGAAUGAUGCAUUA